AGACAGGCAGGCCGGAGAUGGAGGCCCACACGUGCAAGCUGCUGCUGCGGCUGCUGCUCGCAGUUGCCGCCCUCGGACUGGGCGAAGCAGCACAGCCCUAUUACGGAAAGUACAUCGGGAAGCUGAAGACGCUCCACCACGGCGUCACGGGCGAAGUGUAUGCCGUAGACGCGCGUACGCUACACAUCAGGGACUUCAGCUACGAUGGAGAAGGACCAGCUGCGUUCUUCUGGGCUGGAGACACCAAGAGCCCGAGCAGCUACGGCUUCAAGGUGAACGACGAGAAAGGAACAACGAACGUGCUGCCGCGCUACCGCAAGAAACACAUAACGGUCACCCUGCCGGACAACAAGACGCUCAGGGACAUCAAGUGGUUCUCCGUGUGGUGCGACGAAUUCGCUGUGAACUUCGGCGACGUGAAAAUCCCCAAGAACUUCGACUAUCCGAAACCGCAGAAGAUCGAUCCACUGGACGGCGUGCACGCCGUGUCCUCGGACAACAUCGUCAUCGUCGACGCCCAGACACUGCUCGUGCCCCACUUCUCAUACGAUGGUGAAGCUCCAGACGCCAAGUUCUGGGUGGGCCGCGGCAACAAGCCCAGCUCGCAGGGGACGCGCGUGCCGGACGAGAACGGCCGCGAGGAGCCGCUGCGGCGCUACGACCACAAGACGCUGGUGCUGACGCUGCCCGCCGACCUCACCGUGCACGAGAUCGGCCACUUCGGCGUCUGGUGCGAGGCGUUCGCCGUCGACUUCGGCCACGUGCGCGUCCCCGCCAACAUGAACGUGCCGCCCUCGCUCAAGAUGCUCGGCGUCUCCGCCCAGUCGAAGCUGAACUGCGAGGUGCUGCACGACGACUUGGCUCUGGAGGUGCGAUGGGCCAUCGCUGGGGACAGCAUUGUUGUGCAGCUAGUUGGAAAAGUCGCCAAUGGCGACUACAUGGCGUUCGGUCUUUCGGGUCAUCCGGAGCGGUCCAGGAUGGUGGGCGGCGACGUGGCGGUGGCGUGGGUGGACCACGACACGCUGCAGGGCGGCGCCGACGACUACUUCCUGGGCGCCAAGUCGCAGUGCUCCGGCGGCACCGGCAGCUGCCCCGACGAGCGCAUCAGGGAGGGUACUAACACCGUGCUGCCUCUGAACGCGGCGCUGGUGAACGGUUACUCCAUCGUGACGUUCCAGCGCCACCUGCGCGCCCGCGACGAGCUGGACCUGCCCGUGCUGACCAACCAGAGCCAGGCCGUCAUCUGGGCCGUCGGACCGCUCAACGAUCGCCGAGAGGUCUCCUUCCACCACACUUUCAACAAGCACAACGUGCUGAUCGACUUCGGGCGGUCCCCGCGCUGGAACUGCCCUCUGCCGGACACGGACGCCCCCCGCCCGCCCCGGAGGCCGACCCGCCCGCGAGCCACGCCGGCGCCCGUGGCGCGAGUGGCCGACGCCUGGCACAUCCCGGCCAUCCAGUGCUACGAGCCGGAGGACGGCGUCUUCUACGCGCAGAUGGGGCCCACCGGCGGCAAGCGAGGCUACUCCGCUAUCACCGGCCACGUCGGCUGGGGCAUCUCGUGGUACAUCAACGGUCUGCUGAUCCCCGAGAUCAACGUGGUGCGCGGCAAGACGUACACGUUCGUGGUAGAGGGCGGACUCGACCCUGAGACACCGGCGCGCUACCACCCGUUCUACAUCACCGACGAUCCCGUAGGCGGUUACGAGCACAAGACGCCGGAAGAGCGAGCGGAGGUGCGCAUCUUCGCGGGCGUGUCGGUGAACCGGCGGGGUGACGUGGUGCCCACCGGCACAGGCCGGCUGUGCAACUGGACCCCGGACCCCGACCAGCCGCCAGCGGACGAGUUCGCGUCGUUCGGCGCCUACCAGCGCUCCCUGACGCUGCAGUGCGACGAGGGCGAGCCGGGGGUCGUCCAGUGGACGCCGGGACCGGACACGCCCGACACCGUCUACUACCAGUGUUUCACUCAUCGAUACCUGGGAUGGAAGAUAAACGUCCUGGACAGGUGCGACGCCAGCGGUAGCGCUAGCGAGCCGGUGGCUGCGAGCGUCAGCCGCGGGCCCCAAGACCCGCCCGCUUACGACGACUCGGAGGAUGGCGAACUGCAGCCCGGGGCCAGCAUCCGCGUGUCCACCAGGGUCAAGCCGAACGGCGUCUUCUACCACAACAGCAAGGCUGCGAGCGACGGAAAAGGAGACGCGUUCGAAGUAUUCUACGGUAAUACCCAAGACAACGUGACACCCUACGCGUACUCCACAAUUGGGAAGGAUGAUGAAGAUGAUGAUGGAGACGAGAGGCACAUCUCGUCAGACAUCGACGAAUUCGCCGCGUCUCCAGGUAAAAAUCCUUUAGCCGCACCAUCACAGCAGGCCAGUGUCGAAUUUCAUCGGGAAUCAGAGAAACUGGGUACAAAAUCUGAACAACACGCUGGUGAAGGAGCAGACGCGAAAACUGACAAAACUAAAGGCGACGAUGCCACGAGGGGCGCGGAAACGGACGUAUCCCGCUGGAAAGAGAGCUACCACUCCAGUCACGGAGAACUGACGCCUGUCGAUCCAAUGAGGAGGCCGGUGAUCCACGCAACCACUCCUUACUCACUGGCCGCCCACACCGACCGCGGGGCGGAAGUUUCUUCCCAAGCACCACUGAGAACGCAGGACACCCUGCAGGAGCUGAAACACGAGCCGGUUCCUCCGACAGGUACUGUGCGACAGUCGGAAACACCCAAACCGGGAAAUGGAGACGGAACGGGUCCCAAAAUUGAAUCUGCUGGAGCCAACCUAGACGGACAAUCCUCUACAGAACUGACUACCGCAAAACAGACAAUUCCGGCCUCAAAACUGCCAACAAGUGGGCUGUACACGCAAGCGAUAAGUUACAGACCUCAACAGAUGCACCUUUCGUUUCGAAGACCCGUCCCUCACCAUUCCCCGCCCCAUAUGCACAGGCCCUUAAUCCCAGCUGCAAUGAGGAAGCCGUACAUAUCAACAGUAGCGCCGCAAAAUUAUGCACUCGGUAUGAAGAAACAUUAUUACAGGACGCCAAACAUGGGCACAUAUAGACCAUUAGUAAGUUCCUCUGUAUACCAGAGGCCGUUAACUUUAUAUCCUAGCAGUCCGAGAACCAUACCAUCUAUGACGACUUACCAAAGACAGACAACAUUCUCACAGAGAAAUGUGCAACGAGUAACUGCAACUCCAACUAACAGAUUGGAGAAUGUGACCAAACUGCCGUCAUUGGUGGCGCAGCGAGUCGCACCCAAAGUUACGCCCCCUGCAGUACAUGUAGUCUCAGCUAACAAACCGCAAUCACAGGAGAACGCCGAAAGCAAAUCACCUGCAACAUUCGCGUCGGCAGCGACACAGGGCGGAGAUGAACCGUCGGCAUUGAUGCCUGCAGCUGUAAACACGGGUUUCCACCCCGAAUCUGUUAUUGUGGAAGGCGGCUUUAAGCCCAUAACACAGAAAAACGCAGCUGCUCAAGACAGAUCAUCUGCCGAAAGCGAAACUCUCGCGGAAUCUUCUGAAAGGCUAGACGCGGAAUUGCUGUCUGAUGUAGUUGCAGAAUCUUCGGAAGAGAGCAAGAAUGAAAACCCAUUUAAAGGUCAGAGACCAGAACUGUUCGAACCAAUGUUUAUUCCUUCCCCUCCUGAUAGAAUAAUUAACAGCAAUACUUCAAACGUGAAUCUCAAAAAACCUGUUUCGCUGCCAGACGAUCUAAUACCACCGGCAGCCAGCAUCCAUCACAGAAACAGUGGCCAACCUCUACGAAGCCCACCACAUUUAUUCGCAAAUAGACCUAGACCAGGUAAUGUCCGUAGACCAUUGUAUCCUAACAACAAUGCUGGAACAUUUAGAGUUCCACCUCGAGGUAACGUCCCCUCUUUCAGGCACCAGCAAAAGUCUGAAGAAUCUCAAGAUGAAACACCAAUGGCUGCUGAACGUUUAGAUACAUAUUAUCUACCUCCAGUUGAAUAUAAAGCUAGUUCUGUAAGAAAUCAUCAGCCAAGUAUAUCGCCCAGUAUCGACGCCACAAUUGCUCCCGGUACAGUAGUAACAUACGAUGGGAAGUCCGUGGUAGAUGCGUCUCUAGCGUCCUCUAUUUCUAACCCUCCUGGAGAAUCCUCAUCCAAUUAUCGGAGUCCCUCUGGCACUGCUGCCCUUAUUAGAGAGCUACCACAGUUUGGGCCAUUCCGUGGAGAAAUUCCUCCACCUGUACCUGCUGUAGUGCAGACAGAAAACAUACCACAACUCAGAAUUCAGAAUCAAAAGCGGGCACAAACCUUACCACUGCAUUUUUCUCCUGGUGAUUCACAACGCUCAGCUGGUGAACAGAAAACGAAUUAUCCAGGCUCUCAUUCGGCUCGAAGCACACGGCUGUCUUUGGUCAGACAGGUAGAAAGUACGGAUGAGGCUUCUUCAGAUCUCACGCCAGAAGCCUCAGAGAUAAAAGAAUUCUUAAUUCCCGUAAAAACAAGAAAAUUUAAAACCGCAAAGAAAGUGGCAAUACCAUUUGCUGAGAGCACAGAUGAACUUAGUGGCUUCAAAAGUGAGGAAAUGGUUUCAACAGACAAAACAGUCUCGAGUAAGGACAUUAGUCAGCACACCGAACCUACACAACAAAUAAAUCAAACUAGUUUUGUGCCAAGGGUAAAUCCACACAACACCUCCAGAGGGCUCAGUCGGAACAAACGCUCACCUGUUCCACAUCACGAACCAGGUCAUCAUGUUAGUGAUAAGGAUGAUGACCAGGAAGAAGACAGGCAACACAUUCAUGUAGAGGACAUGCGAGUUGGCAACAGGGGUAAAGCUGUAAAUGGUUCUCCAUAUACGGCCCACAGAGAAAGCAUGGCAUUAAUACUGUGUCUGGUAACCACUUUUGUUUGGUUGUAAUGUAAAUAUAUGCCUUCUGUGCUCCUUUUAACAGUUGAGUCAGGGUAAACAGAGAACUGUUAAGUGAUCUUCUGUUAUGUUUUCUUCAUUUUAAAAGUGAUUACCAUCCUUGUCAAACAAUUGUGUAGUACUGACAGAAGAAACUACUAGAAGUUCCUAGCAGAGUCAGCAACAGCACAGAGUGAUGUAUUAUCAUUGCAAAUUUAAUAAACAUGUACUCUACCAUGUCUGAGCUCAAAAUCACAACAAAUUGUUUUCAUGAGUAUUAUGAAGUAUUAAGAAAAAAGUUCGCUAAUCAUUCAGUUGCUUGAAAUUACAUACUGAACCAUUGUGUACUGCCACAUUAUCAUUUUGAAUUCAAGUGCACUUUUGAUGUAAUUUUAAACCAUAUUUAUUACACAUUUCAUCCUCAGCAUUUAUUUAUUAUAAUUCAUUUUACAAUUUCAUGCAAAUGUUAUGGAGGUAGUUACAAGUGACAAUACAUACGUACUAAGUAUUAUGCAUGCUAACAAUAAAUUUGGAAAUUCACCUUUCAAUGUACAUCACACAAACAAAUUCAGCUAUUUAUUAAGCAUCAACUAUAUUUCUCAAGGAAACCUAGAGCAAUUCAUUAUGUAUAUCUGAAACUUGUCAUUCCAUUCCAGUUAAAACAUAGAUGCCUGAAUGGAAGUAUAAUACUUAAUACAUGCAUUUAUUAAAAUUCUGAUCAAAUUAAACAAUAGUACUCUGUAUAUGUGUAGCAUUGUUAUUUUUUAGUCAUUGUGAUCAUCAUGUUUAUUCUUAUUACUUAGAAAUUAAUGAAGUAUACUCGCCAAUGAUUUGUUUCUCAAUGUAUCAUUACAAAUGUCCACUUUUCACCACUCUGCACAUCAACUAUAGUAAUAGUAUCAAUGACAUAUGUACUAUAUCACAUUAUAUCAGCAGGAGCUCAUACAAAAAUAUCUGCUCAAAAUAUUUCACAUUUAGUUAACUCAUUUUAUAAGCUAAGUUUUCUUUAUUCUUUUUUUACAUUUUGAAGAUUAAAUAAGAAAUAAAAGUCAUAAUUAUAAAUAACUAAACCAGUUAUUAUUAAUUAUACUAUGACAUGCUGUAAUUUAUUGAUUUCAUUGCGGUCAGAAGAAAGUAAUACUUAAUGCUCGUUCAGUAUUGUUUGUUCAUUCUUCAUUAUGUACCAUUCUGACCAUAUAUUCUGAGCUAGACUGCAGAAAUGUUGCCUUGAUUUCAUAUUUAUAUUGGUGACCAAACUGCUCAUUUCUUAUUCUGCCUUGUGCAAAUAUAAAUGUUUGUAAACAUUACUAUGACUGAAAACUGACAGUGUUAUUCUUCAAAAUACAAAAAAUUAAUACUGAUAGCAAAGUAACAUACCUAAAAGUUGUUACUGCUGUUCAGAUUUGUAAGUCUUUACUAUUCUUUACAAAUAGAACAAUGCAACUGGAGCACCUAAAAAAAGAUUCAAAAACAGCAAUUUCAUUUAUAUAGCAUUAAAAUGAGUUCCAGGAAUCUAAAAUUUCCAUCUACUUCAAUUUUUCCUAAUAAACGGUAAAAAUAACAUUUACUCUAUCUGACAGGUUGUUCAGAACUGUGGAAGUCUGUCCUCAAGUAAUUUUACUAAUAGAGAAAGAGCUAUUUUUCGUUUAUACUGGAUUAUAAUGAAACCAAUUUUGAAAUGUACAUAUAAUUAAUUUCUUGUUGUUUUUUUUAUACAAUGUCUAGUAGUAAGUCUCUACUUUCUUGUUCCAAGACUCAUAUUUUUGUACUUUUCAGAACUUGAUAUCAGUAUAUCCUUAAAGUAGAUUUUAUUUUUGAUACAGUGUACAAAUUAUAACUGCCAAACUGAACUGUUAACA
Messenger RNA from Schistocerca piceifrons (Central American locust), 6742 nucleotides. RefSeq names its product protein Skeletor, isoforms D/E-like. The transcript is spliced from 14 exons. The coding region runs from base 18 to 4895 and encodes 1625 amino acids. The record is from RefSeq and is a predicted model, not a curated record. NCBI's taxonomy places the organism in Eukaryota, Metazoa, Arthropoda, Insecta, Orthoptera, Acrididae.